Chelonus insularis is the source of this 1194-nucleotide messenger RNA. It is a transcript of the gene Uev1A, whose product is annotated as Ubiquitin-conjugating enzyme variant 1A. Bases 243 to 677 code for a protein of 144 amino acids. Gene Ontology annotation, biological process: protein K63-linked ubiquitination; DNA damage tolerance. Lineage: Eukaryota; Metazoa; Arthropoda; Insecta; Hymenoptera; Braconidae. The transcript has 4 exons. Gene Ontology annotation, cellular component: nucleus. The record is from RefSeq and is a predicted model, not a curated record.
UACAUGUAACUAUUCUCGUGAACAACCUUAAAGGGAGGUUGGUUAAAGUUUAGCAAAGUGAAUUCAGAUAAAUUUUUAAUAUUGAUCAGUAUUUCUGAAAAAUUUUUAUUAAAUAACAUCAAAUUAUCGAUUCUUUAAAAAAUAUUUCUAAAGUUAACUCUACCUUUAUACGAACUGUCAAAACUUCCGGCUAUUUAAAUACAGAAAAAAUAAAAUAACGUGUCCGACAGAAUUACGAUAUCAUGGCGGUGCCCACAGCCGGUGUAGUGGUUCCUCGAAACUUUCGUUUAUUGGAAGAAUUAGAACAAGGACAGAAAGGCGUUGGAGAUGGAACAAUAAGUUGGGGUUUAGAAAAUGAUGAUGACAUGACUCUUACUCAUUGGACUGGUAUGAUUAUAGGACCGCCACGGACACCAUACGAAAAUCGAAUGUACAGUUUGAAGAUAGAUUGUGGUCAAAGAUAUCCGGAUGAUGCUCCUAGUGUUAGAUUUUUAAGUAGAAUCAACAUGAAUUGCAUAAAUAGUAAUACUGGAGCGGUGGAUAAUCGAAGUGUGCCAAUGCUGGCCAAAUGGCAACGAGAAUAUACAAUUAAAACCGUUCUGCAAGAAUUACGUCGUUUGAUGACACUUAAAGAAAAUAUGAAAUUAUCUCAACCUCCAGAAGGUAGUACUUUUUAGCCUACCAACAAUGCGUCGCAUUUUUCUUUAUACAGCGACAGAAACAAAUGUUAAAGAUCACCAAGUGAAUAAUUAUUUGUUGAUCUUAUUUCUCUUUUAUCGAGAAAAGCAAGAUCAAUAUAAUUUUAAGUAAAUAUGGCACAUUAAUACAUAUAUACAUACAGAGUAAAAUUGAACAUCUUUUUUUGUAUGAAGGGUAAAGACAUAUUUUCCACUUGCGGUAAAUAUAUUUCAAGAAACACGUUUAAGUUAUAAAAUAAAAUCGUAAAUAAUGUAAUAAAUAAAUAUAUAGAUGAAAAUAUAUAAAUAUAUACAUGUAUGCCUUUGGAAACUUUUCAAUCGUCAAUGAUAGAGUAUAUUCCUUAAAUUUAAGUAAAUUAUGUUAUUUUGACGCUUAAACGUUUUCUUUAUUAUAAUUAAUUAUUUAACGAUUUGCCAUUUUCAGUGAAAUUAAAAAAAUUAUCUUAAAAUAAAUGUUACAUAAAUUAAUUAAGCUAAAGAUUUUUGACAUAUUUUG